Messenger RNA from Pelagomonas calceolata, 1434 nucleotides. The record is from the annotation of a GenBank genome assembly. NCBI's taxonomy places the organism in Eukaryota, Pelagophyceae, Pelagomonadales, Pelagomonadaceae.
CCUCGAGCGGCGUCGAGCGCACCUAUUGCGACGCGACGCGGUCUAUAUUUUGAGGAGCCAGACGCCGCGAUUGAAUCAAUCUUUAUCACAUUAAUCAUGUGCGAGAGCUGCGGCUCAUCGGUUAAGCACCACGGCUAGUAAAAGCAGCAAAGGGGAGCCAGCAAAAAUGCGGCGCUGGCCCUGGGCCGCGGCCGUAACAAUACUAGCCGUCGGCGUGGCGCAGCUCCGCACCAAAAGACCAUUACCGUACGCCGGCAAGCCCUGCACCGCGUCCGGAUGUCGGCCGUCGUUCCUCAUCAUCGGCAUCGGCAAGUGCGGCACCUCAUCUUUAUACUACUACCUCGCCGCGCACCCUUCCGUGAUACAAGCGCGGCGGAAGCAGAUUCAAUUUUUUGACCACGCGUACGACGCGUCGCGCAUGGAACGGAGCUACCUGUCGCAGUUUCCCGCUUCAUUGAAGGAGGGCGAGGUCACGGGCGAGGCGUCGCCGGGCUACGCGCAGUAUUCGCAGGUGCCCGGGAGAGUGGCAAGGCAUUUACAUGGUGUGCGCAUCCUGGUCAUCGCGCGGGACCCCGCGGAGCGGGCCCAUUCCUCCUACCACUACAACUAUGUGGGGAGUGCUCGUGUACCGUUACCGUUCGAAAUGCUGGUCGGGGCGGAGAUUCAAUUUUUGGAGGCGUUCUUCCGGGACGGCACUUCGAGAAAGUGUGGAGACAAAGUUUGUAGGGAUCUCUCGAACGACUGCUACGGUGCGAAAUCCGCCGAAAGUCAAGCGGGAGCUGUCGCGCGGCGCUACGCCGGCGAGCAGGCGCGGAAGCGCUUCAAAGGCGAAGCGGCUGAUACCGCGGCGAAGGCCGCGCGGCGCACGGCCGUCGCCAUGUCACUACCGCGCCUGAAUGCGCAUCUCUGGCGCCAGCUCGUGGGGCGAGGGCUGUAUAUUUCAAAUUUAGACUGGUGGUACGCGGCUUUACCGGAGGAAGACAUGCUGCUCGUCUGCUCCGAGGAUUUGAACGACCUCCAAAAGGCGGCGAGCGAGAUGGGCCGCGUCGCCUCGUUCAUAGGACUAUCCCAAUUCGACUUUGGAGCGGCCGUGGCUCGCGGAAAGUACAACGCCGGCGCGCAGCAUCGUGGUUAUGGUGCCGUGACGAGUUGGACGGAUGCUGCUUCACUGGCAGAAAAGCGGCCGGCCAUAUCCACAGAAGCGCGUCAGCACAUCGACAACUUCACGGCGCCGUUCAACGAGCGCCUGUUUUCGCGGGCGGGCCACCGGUGCCGGUGGGGCCGCGACCGAGUGUAGCUCCCCCGCGACGCCAUCGACGCGGCGGUUCUUAUUACGCCCGCCAGUGGUCGACGGCGCCACCGACGCGGUCCCUACUACGCCUCGUCGACGGCGUGGAGGGUCGUACGUGUGAAAGUACUAGAAGUAAACUAAAC